Messenger RNA from Diabrotica virgifera virgifera (western corn rootworm), 4074 nucleotides. RefSeq names its product ATP-binding cassette subfamily C member 4-like. The coding region runs from base 157 to 4014 and encodes 1285 amino acids. Gene Ontology annotation, biological process: transmembrane transport. The transcript has 13 exons. Gene Ontology annotation, cellular component: membrane. Gene Ontology annotation, molecular function: ATP hydrolysis activity; ATP binding; ABC-type transporter activity. NCBI's taxonomy places the organism in Eukaryota, Metazoa, Arthropoda, Insecta, Coleoptera, Chrysomelidae. The record is from RefSeq and is a predicted model, not a curated record.
GUUUCUUUAAACGUCAAACUAUUGUCAUUCUUUUAGGUGAUUCCAAUUUUGCAGAUGAAUUCAUAAUAUCCAGACUGAUUGCAAAUGUAGUUACAACAAGGUAUAUUUUAUGAUAAGUUGCUAAAAGAAAUUAAAAAAUGAACUAUUAAAAGAAUUAUGGAAAAUGAUGAUACGGAAACAUCUCAUCUAAGUGGAAGCAAUUUUUUUUCGAAUCUAUUUUUUUGUUGGUUUCCAACAUUUAUAGCUGCAGGUCUCAAGAAAGAAAUCGGUGAAGAUGAUAUGGGUGUAAUAAAACCACACAAAUCCAAAUAUUUGUCUGAUAAACUAGAAGCUUUAUGGGAAAAAGAAUUAAAAAAGACAAAUCCUUCUUUGUUAAGGGCGCUAUUUAAACUUUUCAAAUAUGAACUAGUCGCGGCCGGUCUUUUACGGAUUUCUCUUGAUUCCAUUAAAAUAUCGCAACCAGUUUUAAUUUCAACAUUGGUCUUGUAUUUUGCACCCAAAGAACAAGAAGUAGUAAGACAAAACAUUUAUAUAUGUGCGACGUUGUUAGUUAUAUCAUCGCUUUUACAAGUAUUGUGUAUUCAUCACAAUAUGCUGUUAGUGUUAACGAUAGGAAUGAAAAUAAGAAUAGCUGUAUGUGCUCUAAUUUAUAGAAAGGCGUUAAAGUUGACGAAAAAUGCUCUUGGAGAUACAACAAUAGGACAGAUGGUGAAUUUGUUAUCAAACGACGUAGGAAAAUUUGAUUUAUGUUGCCAGUUUAUUCACCUGUUGUGGUUAGCACCGUGUGAAAUAAUGGUUACUAUGAUUUUGUUAUAUAAAUUCGUUGGUAUUACUGGACUUGUAGGUUGUGUUUUUUUACUAACGUUUUUGCCAUUUCAGCCCAUUAUGGCAAAUCUGGUGUCAAAGUAUAGAUUUAGAACAGCAAUUUGCACGGACGAAAGGAUUAGAUGCAUAAACGACAUUUUCACUGGAAUUCAAGUAAUUAAAAUGUACACUUGGGAAGAACCUUUUACGAAAAUAGUGGAAGACAUAAGAAAUAAAGAACUAGAUCAAAUUGGAAAAUUUUCCUUAGUACGAUCAAUUAUGCUUUCCUUAACUAUGGUUCUAGGACGCCUAUCCAUAUGGUUAUGUAUCUUAACCUAUGUUUUUACCGGACAUGCGUUGACAGCAUACUACGUGUUUACUGUAGCAUCAUUUUAUGCAUUCUUAAGAAAUUCUGUUAUUCUACUAUUUCCCCAAGCGGUGGUCCAAAUAGCAGAAGCUAAGGUAUCAAUAAAAAGGCUGCAAAAGUUUUUGUUGUUAGAUGAGAUCGUAAUAGAAGAUCCAAUCGUAAAGACCAAUCUUACCAAGAGUAGAAAAGAGUCGCUUGCAAAUAAAAAAUUCGACAAAGGUAAAGGGAUAAUAAUAAAAGAAGCUUCAGUCAGAUGGACCAAUACAUCUGAAAAUGUUUUACAUGAUAUAAACUUCAAAGCCAGUAGUAAUCAAUUAGUGGCAAUAGUGGGUCAUGUAGGGGGUGGAAAGACAACACUACUCAAAGUAAUAUUAAAGGAAGUAACAGUAUUCCAAGGACUAGUUCAAGUAAAUGGAACUAUUUCUUAUUCUCCACAAGAACCUUGGUUCUUUGAAGGUAGCGUAAAGCAAAAUAUACUUUUUGGACAACGCUAUGAUCCUGAAAAAUAUGAAAAUGUUAUACUGGUCUGUGCCUUACGAAGGGAUAUUACGCUAUUCCCAAGCGGCGAUGAAACAUUAAUUGAAGAAGGCGGGACCAAUUUAAGUGGUGGACAGAAAGCUAGAAUUAACUUAGCACGUGCAGUAUACAAAGAUGCAGAUAUUUAUAUACUUGAUGAUCCUUUGUCUGCUGUCGAUGCAAUUGUAGGACAACAACUAUUUAACAAUUGUAUUUGUGGAUACCUACGAAAGAAAUGCGUGAUAUUAGUAACCCAUCAAGUACACUACUUACACUCCACUGACUAUAUUUACUUAAUAGAAGACGGCACGCUUAAAUUACCUAGUACUUAUCAGAUUUUAGAGAGAUCUAAUAAAACUUUUAUAGAUCUUUUAAAUAAAACAUCUCAGAUAAGAAUCGAGCCAGAUAAAGAUGAUGAUAAAGCAGACGGUCAGCUUUGUCAAUCCACAAAAGAAGAAAUUGCUUUUGGUGCUGUAUCCUUCCAUGUCUAUAAAAGUUAUUUUAAUGCUGGUGGACACUGGUCAAAAACGUUGAUGAUUACGCUAGCUUUUUUACUAGCACAAGUGUUUGGAAGUAUGACAGAAUUGUUUUUAGCAAUUUGGGUAAACGUUGAGCAGAAUAUAGCAAGAGGAACAGUUUCUGGAACCUUUUGGGAACAAAAUUUAACACUUCAAUUAUCUUUCAUCAUCUACAGUGCUUUAAUAUUUUUGAACGUUAUAUUUUCUACUAUUAAAUCGAUAUCAUUCUUUAAUUUCUGUUUAAACGCUUCAAAAAGGUUACAUAAACAAAUGUUUCUAAACGUUCUAUAUUCUCCAAUGUCUUUCUAUCAUGCAAAUUCAUCAGGAAGGAUAUUAAAUCGAUUUUCUAAAGAUAUAGGAGCUUUAGAUGAAACAUUACCAAUGUGCAUGUUAGAUGCUUUGGGGAUAGGUUUAAUUGUUGUCUCCAUAAUAAUCGUAAUUAGCAUAGUAAACCCAUGGAUUUUGUUACCAACAUCAGGACUGCUAGCAAUUAUGUAUUAUAUGAAACAUGCUUUCCUUGUAUCAAGCAGAAAUAUUAAAAGAGUGGAAGCUGUAACUCGCAGUCCUAUGUAUACUCACCUUAAUGCAUCAUUGCAAGGUAUAACAACGAUACGAGCCUUUGGAGCACAGCAACUUCUAAUAAACGAAUUCGAUCGUUUGCAAGACAAAUACACUGCUGCAUUUUACACUUUUUUGGCGACUAGUAGAGGAUUUGGAUUUUGGUUAGACAUGCAUUGCGUCGUUUUUACGGCAUUGGUUGUAAUCAGUUUGCUUUUUAUACAAAAAGAAACCUUCGGUGGUAAUAUUGGUCUUUCUUUAACACAAGCUAUAACCCUUGCUGGAUUAUUUCAAUGGGGAAUUAGACAAUGGAGCGAACUGGAAAAUCAAAUGACAUCUGUGGAACGAGUACAAGAGUACGCUAACCUUCCCACUGAAAUAGAAAAUCCAGAACAUAUUUUACAAAAGCCAAAACCUAGUAAGCAGCUUGUCAAAUUAUCGUGGCCAAAAUCAGGACGUGUCAAAUUCCAAGACGUUUCUCUGAGAUACUCUAACGAAAACUCUACUGUAUUGAAAAGUAUUAGCUUUAGCAUUGAACCUUCAGAGAAAGUUGGCAUUGUGGGUAGGACCGGAGCUGGCAAAUCCAGUAUUAUACAAGCACUGUUUAGGCUGGCUGAAGUUGACGGAAGAAUUACUAUUGAUAAUGUAGACACCGGAGUACUAAGCUUAGACACUUUGAGAUCCAAUAUAUCUAUUAUUCCUCAGGAACCAAUACUCUUUUCUGGGACUUUAAGAAAUAACUUGGAUCCGUUCGACGAGUACAGAGAUGAAAUUCUAUGGAAAGCAUUGAAUGAUGUAGAACUUAAAAUAGCUGUGGAUGAACUGCCAAAUGGACUAGAAAGCAAAAUAGCAGAGGGUGGCAGAAACUUUAGUUUAGGACAAAGACAACUAAUAUGUUUAGCAAGAGCUGUCAUUAGGAAUAAGAAAAUUUUAGUUUUAGAUGAAGCUACAGCUAACGUUGAUCCGAUGACUGACGAAAUAAUUCAAACCACAAUUAGGGAAAAGUUUGCUAAUUGUACUGUCCUAACUAUAGCUCAUAGAUUACAUACUAUUAUGGAUUCGGAUAAAAUAUUAGUAAUGGAUGGGGGGAAAGUAGUAGAAUUUGAUCAUCCCUAUUUACUUCUGUUAAAAAGGGGACACUUUCAUCGUUUAGUUUCUGAGACGGGAAGUUCUGUUGCCACAAAUCUAACGGCAAUUGCCGAAGAAAACUUUUCUAGAAGAAAUUCUGAGGAAAAUGAAAAAGUUGUAUAAUUUUUUUUUCAUAGUACACGCAUAGUUGUUAUAAUUUAUAAAAGACUAUAAAAUUAAAGU